AGAAGAAGAAGAAUCAAAUCAGAAGAAGAAGAAGCAAUGGCGACGCGUAUUUUCGAAGCGAAAUGGCGGAGAGGGGAACGAAACGUUCACGUGAGGAUCCGACAUUACCUCAAAGGAAACAACGGUCGUUGGCGAAGAAGUUGUCGGAUAAAGAAAGGGACAGAACCCGGAUUAACAUUGGCCGUGUAUUUCCAAGGUGGAGAGCACUGCGAGAGCGAAAGGGGCUAGAAUUUGACUCGGACCUAGCUUCUCUUCUCCUGGACAGUUAUGACAAGUUAUGCGCCAUAUUGUUGCCCUCUACUGGAACAUGUAGACAAAAGCCAGCAGCACCAUCAAGACCUGGAUGUGUAGCAGCUGCAAGUUUUGUGGAGAUGCAGGUCACCAUUGAGGAGGAGGAGGAGGAAAGCAACAGUGUGAAGAACAGACUAUCUGACUUGGAUAGUGAUACGGAAACCGCGUCAGAAACAACUGAGCUGAGUGCUCCAGGAGCUGAUAAAAGCUGUGAUGGAGAUGUCUACGUACCAGAAAUGCCUCAGAGAACUGACUUGGAGAGAGAUACGGAAAACGCCAUAGAAACAACUGAGCUGAGUGCUCCAGGAGCUGAUAACAGCUGUGAUGGAGACGUCUACGUACCAGUAAUGUGUCAGAGUCACAAAACAUCUGAACUUAAACUGGAGUGUGAAGAAGAGGAGCUGGAGCCAUGGCAGAAACACACUUUACAUGUUCGCUUGAAAGAAGAGCAUGAUGUUGGAGAGUUGAGUGAUGACAAAACAGAUUGUAAACCAGAUCCUUCGUCUCUUCAGAGCUGGGCAGCUGGUCAGCACACUGUGACACCUGAGGCCUGUGUCGCUAGCCACACUUCUGAGGGACAUCAAAUUAGCAACAACCCCUUGUCCUUAUCCAGUGUCCAGAGUCCUGAAGUAUAUGCAGCAUCAUCUGACAAACUGCAGUCAGACCAGUCCAACUCACAGACCCUCUCUGUACUUUUUCCUCCACCAUGCCUUACUGCGAUUAAACUUGAACCAAAUGGAACAUGAAACAUAAAAUAAUAACCUGAAACAUAAGGGGAAGUUCACAAGUUACAGUUACUCACAAUUUGUUGUCGAACAUAAAUGUGUCAUAUCUGAUGCACAAAUUGAUAAAUUGCAGAUUAUUUGCACAUCUAAGUGUUGUCUCCUCCGACAUGACGACAGUCUGGGGAACCCUGUUCACAACACCUGUCACCUCAUUUACCAAGUCCACAUAAAACGAAUCCAUUUAGUGAAAACUUUGGUACCAGCCUUUUGGUUAUAUGCUACCUCAUAUGUACAGGUUUGUAAUACAGUGUAUAGUGAAAUAAAUUCUUUAAACCCA
Molecule: messenger RNA, 1353 nt
Organism: Epinephelus lanceolatus (giant grouper)
Lineage: Eukaryota; Metazoa; Chordata; Actinopteri; Perciformes; Serranidae
Source: RefSeq, a predicted model, not a curated record